AUGGAAUUGUUCUGUUUUUCGAAUCUUGACGUGGGAUCUGCGAGAUUCGAAAAACAGAACAAUUCCAUCGUGAAACGGCUUCGCAAUCUGGAUCUCAUCGACGAAAGAACCAGCCGACAGCUGAUGAAGCACAACGCUGUCUGUCCAAGGAUCUACGGACAACCGAAGGCCCAUAAACCUGGUCUACCACUUCGCCCGGUCGUACCCAACAUUACGGCACCUUCGUAUAGUCUGUCCAAAUUCGUCGGGAAGAUCUUCCAACGAUCGCUGGUAAGCAGGUACAACAUAAGGGAUUCGUUUGAAUUCUGUGAAUUCAUUAACAAUGUCACCCUACCUGAUGAGCAUGUACUAAUAUCGCUAGAUGUGAAGGCGUUGUUCACAUCGAUCCCCAAAUCACUCGUGAUGAACAGCAUUAUCACAAAAUGGGAUGAAAUCAAACCGAACACAAACAUCUGUUUGGAUUUGUUCCUAGAAAUAGUGGAAUUCUGCAUAGAUUCCAGCUAUUUUAGGUUUGAUGGACAACACUACGAACAAGUGUUUGGGACGGCGAUGGGCAACCCACUAUCCCCGUACAUUGCAGACUGGGUAAUGGAAACAUUACUAGAUACGGUUGUCCGAAUGUUGGAAAUACCACUGCCAUUCAUUCGAAAAUUCGUUGAUGACCUGAUAACCGCUAUUCCUCUUAGUCGGUUACAGCAUGUCAUUGACACUUUCAACAGCUAUGACAUCCACAUCCAAUUCACUUACGAAAUGGAAGUGGACAACAAAUUACCGUAUCUCGAUAUGCUCUUAACACGCCACAGCAAUCAGAACGUAACAACAUCUUGGUACCAAAAGCCCAUCGCCAGUGGACGUUUCCUACAGUACCAAUCGUUCCACCCCCUCGGCCAAAAACUGAAUGUAGCCCAAAAUUUUGCGCGCCGAGUGAAUCAGCUGUCCACCAAUCUCGACGAACAGUCCAAAAGGAAAAUCGUUGAUGAUCAACUAAAGCUGAAUGGAUAUCCAAAGCCGCUCAGAAGCCGAAUCAUCAACCGAAUGAACGAACGGAACACCAAUCGCUCCAUCCAACACAGCGUACAGAACCUGGAAUAUACUUACCUUUCUAUUCCGAACAUACCUCACCUGUCGAACAUGAUCGACAGGGUCAUCAGGCGGGAGUAUACACAAGUACGACUCGCCAAGUACAAUGUUAGAAAGGUAAACAACAUGUUCUCGAAGGUGAAAGAUCCUGUGCCGCAAGAAAGCCAAUCGAAUGUUAUCUACCGUGUACUUUGUUCAAACUGCGAAGCCUCCUACGUAGGAAUGACAACAAAUCGACUACGAACGAGGAUGAGUGGACAUAAGACGCACUACAACGCACUUGAUCGUCUAUUGGAACAGGGCAACACAACGACAGAUGAAAUCGCCAACCUCGGGGAACGCACCGCUCUGAUGCAUCACAGCAUUGCAGAGAAUCACCGGUUCGACCUGAAAAAUGUGAAAAUUGUAGAUAGGGCAAACAACACACACACUCUACAGUUUUUAGAAAUGUGCCAUAUUAAAAACACUGCGCACGCCGUCAACAAACGGACCGAUACAGAAGGGCUUCAUGCCGUCUAUGCAGGGAUCCUACACGAAAUAGGGAAGAUAAACAAACCAGACAACGAAACCGAUGAGAAUGCAAGCACAACCAAUACACAGCCACACACACCUUUAUAAAUCCCCUUCAUUUUACACACUCACACACUUUGCCACACAAAACAGUUUGUACGUCAGUCCGGUCGGAGAAAACAGUGACCAAAGCGUAGGCGAUAAAAAGUCGAAGAAAAUCGUAGGCGAUCAAAGUCGAUAAAGCCGUCAAGAAAGCUCCACUGAAAAUACAGUGAGGUACAAACGGAUCGACACAAGAGCACCAUAGCGGACGCCAUUACACCAUGACUCCGUAUAUUGAACGUUUCCAGAAAUCUAACAAGAAAACGUGCAUCUAAUCCUUGAAAAAGGUUAAAUAAAUAACCGAAACCGUCGGGUUAAAAUGCAAUAAUCGUUUUUGCAAACGUUUAGAGACUGCCAAGGCCGAAAACACCCCCUCUGCCGGUUCAAACACCAACAGUCGUAACGAAAAUCAAAUUAGAAAAUAGGUUUCGGCACAGCUUUUCCAGACUGGCAGGCCAUAUAUUAUCACUGGAGCAGACAUACGAUUGAUAUCUGCCGGGGACUUUGCAGAUAUCUUCAGUGUGUGAGUGUUGGUGAUCUUCUAUAUUUAGGCGACAAUGGCGCCUGCCACGUCAGGCACAAACUCACGCGUGGAUGUCGGAGUGUUGAUGGGAUAUAAUUGGCAGAGGGUUCAAACAUUGGUGCGUGGAUGCCAAGCGUAAGGUGAUAGAUUAGUGCGAUUAUUACUAUGAAGCUGCAGCGGCAUAGUUCGCUUGAUUGCAUAUCUCGUAGGCGUUGUCUGAUAGAUUGACACUGUGAUGUGAAAGUUGGAAGGAAGAUAAACGGAUUUUCUACUAUUUCUGGUUCUAGUGAUGGCUAUGAACAUACAAAUAUUCAUUAUUAUUAUUAUUAUUUAUUAAAGAGGUUUUAACUCUGGUCAUUCGCCUCUGCAUACGAAUAUACAUGAGUUGUAUAUGUUAUGUAUAGAGAGGAGAGUAUAGAGAAAGUGGAUAGAAAGAUACAGAGUAGAAGGAAAGGGACGAGCCAGGGAUUGAACCAGGAACUUCUGCAUAUGAAUCAGAAGCGGCAGCCACUAGACCACCAAGCCCGUUUCUUAUGAUCGA
Molecule: messenger RNA, 2756 nt
Organism: Aedes albopictus (Asian tiger mosquito)
Lineage: Eukaryota; Metazoa; Arthropoda; Insecta; Diptera; Culicidae
Exons: 2
Coding region: 1-1698 (565 amino acids)
Source: RefSeq, a predicted model, not a curated record